Megalopta genalis is the source of this 2135-nucleotide messenger RNA. RefSeq names its product sphingosine-1-phosphate phosphatase 2. The record is from RefSeq and is a predicted model, not a curated record. Gene Ontology annotation, molecular function: sphingosine-1-phosphate phosphatase activity. NCBI's taxonomy places the organism in Eukaryota, Metazoa, Arthropoda, Insecta, Hymenoptera, Halictidae. Gene Ontology annotation, cellular component: endoplasmic reticulum membrane. Gene Ontology annotation, biological process: sphingosine metabolic process.
GCAUCUUACAUCAAAUACGGCGAGUGUAGCGCUUACAAAGCGUCUGUAAUGUGAUGUGACCAUACGUGAUUUAAGCAGUGUUAAAUGACAUACUGUGGAAUUCGUGAAGAUUAUUGUAUUUUAAGAUGAUGUAUGAUAAAAUUGUAGAUUCCACAUUCAUCUAAGUCCUCGGCCGGGGCGCUCACACUACGGCUCGAAUUCUUAUUACAAACUUUUUACACGUUUUAAAUAAAAUUCUUAAGUGAAUCAUGAAUAUUCUAUAAAUUAAUUAACAUUCACGUGGUAGAUUUAUGUUGAGUCGUGCAUGCGCAUAUUUUAUCCUGUUGCGUUUUUUUUUUUAGUGUAAUAGUACGAUUUCUUGCGUCGGCUCUAUGUAUUUAACGUAGCCGCUUCCAGUAGAUCGAUAAUGUUUCUACGAAUUGUCAGAGAAAAUGUUACUCCAGCGAUAAGAGUGGUGCAUUAUAUGUAGAAAAUAUGUGGUCUGAAAUUGUUGAAUAUCUGAAAGAUGCGUCCUUGGUCGCAGAGAUUCAAAAAGCGUUCGGAGUGAAAAUCCAUCGUGAAAGGAAUUUCAAAGAACAUCACGAUGGUAAUUCCAUCGACGAGACGCGCGAAAUCACGUUCACAAAGUUUGAACAGGACUUUAACAACUGUACACCGAAUUCUGCGGAAUCGAAGAAAAAUGGUCACAUUGCGAUCGCAAGAAAAUCUAUCAACGCAGUAGCUGCUUCGAACGACGAACAAAAACGUUUGCCGUCGACCUCGGACAGUUCGGAUUACACCAUAUCAAAUUAUUUCUGGUAUUAUUUAUUCCUAUUCGGAACGCAAUUGGGAGAUGAAAUAUUUUAUUCCACCUUUAUACCAUUUUGGUUUUGGAAUAUCGAUUUGGUGAUCGGUAGACGAGUUGUUUUAGUGUGGGCCAUUGUUAUGACCACAGGCCAGAUACUGAAAGACAUUAUUUGCUGGCCAAGACCUGCAUGCCCACCAGUAGUUCGAUUGCAAACAAAAUGGUCAGAAGAGUAUGGUAUGCCAUCUACUCAUGCCAUGAUUGGUGUAUCAAUUCCUUUCAGUGUAGUAUUAUUUACAAUGAAUAGAUAUAUUUAUCCUUUUUCUAUUGGGUGGAUGAUUGCUUUUCUUUGGUGUACGCUUGUGUGUAUGAGCAGGCUUUAUUUGGGCAUGCACACAGUGUUAGACAUUCUUGCAGGCUUAAUAUUAGCUAUUGCAUUAAUGGUUCCGCUGAUACCCUUGGUGGACAUGACAGAUUAUUAUUUUGUCUCCAAUAUUUGGGCUUUAGCAAUUCUAUUUGCUACUGGCAUACUUGUUGUAAUCUAUCAUCCUAGAAGUAACAGGUGGACACCGACCAGAGGUGACACGAGUAUGGUAGUGUCUGUCGCCACCGGAGUUCAUGUAGGGGUAUGGUUGAAUUAUAAGACUGGUGUAAUGAUAACUCCCACGCACACACCACCAUAUCAUAUUCUAUGGCCUUCAAAUGCAAUGCUUGGUUGCUUGAUACUUAGAACAAUACUUGGAUUUUGCAGCAUUCUUGCAACAAGAGUUGUGUGCAAAUCUCUUAGUUAUGGGACAUUGUGUGCCAUAUUAAAAGUCAAUGCCAAGGACCUUAUGAAGAGUGAAAAUUCAUUGGAAAAUAAGAGUAAGGUUCUUGUUGAUCUAGUCUCUAAAUAUCUAACUUGUUUUAUGAUAGGUGUAAAUACAGUAUGUCUCAUACCAAACGUUUUUACAAUGAUUGGAAUAGAGAGGCCAACGUUUUACACAGAGAUAUGAAAAUAAUCAAAAUGGUAUACUGGAUAUUUUAAAUUUAUGCAAACUAUGAAAUGCAAUUAUCAUCAUCACAUGUUUUACAUUCCAAUACCAAUGCUUGUGAUAUUGUUCUUAUGUACAGAAAGCAAUUGUAUAUAAUCUGACAAUUUGUUUUUACAGCAUAUUUGUUGGAUAUUCUAUAAUAUUCCUUAUACAAAGCAUAAGUUGUGUUCCCCAUAAUUGUUAACUAGGAUCAAUUCAGAGUUUGUAUUGUUUGUAUACAGAUUUUCAUUCGACUUCAUAAGCCUAAUAAUAAUCGUGCUCAUUAAAGUUUUAUUGUUCAAAAAAAAAAAGGAAGAAAUAGUAAAAACCAAAAGAUA